AUGAAGUUCCUCGCCCUCGCCGCAGCCCUCGCCAUUCCCGCCCUCGCCCUGCCAGAGCCCAUGUCUGGCGGUCCCUCUCUGCAGUCCAGAGACAAUGUCAAGCUGAACCAAUACCGCAACAUCGAUGACUGCCGAAACGACAAUGCCAUCCUCUUCCACGCAGCUCCAGUGUCUGGGACCUGUUACAACCUUGAUAGCCAGACUGGCGCCAUGUUCAUCAACACGGCUGGGUUCCUGGCUAGCAAACUCUACAACCAAAUCAACUGCGGCGGUGACUGGAUCGGCGUCACGGGUGGGACGUGCCUUGAGAAGAGCGGCUGGAACUCGUUCAAGCUGCAGUGA
Messenger RNA from Paraphaeosphaeria sporulosa, 342 nucleotides. RefSeq lists its product as uncharacterized. The record is from RefSeq and is a predicted model, not a curated record. The coding region runs from base 1 to 342 and encodes 113 amino acids. NCBI's taxonomy places the organism in Eukaryota, Fungi, Ascomycota, Dothideomycetes, Pleosporales, Didymosphaeriaceae. The transcript is spliced from 3 exons.